AUUUGUGAUAACAAAGUCCAUCGUGACUCAGGCCAUCUUGAUUCAGGAUUUUUGUGUCAUACUUAUCAAACUCAAGCUUGUCAUAAAUCAGUUCUAAAUCCAAGCUUGUUCCAACUAGGAUCUGAUCAUUCACCAACAAUCACUUCGAAGGCCGGUCUACCUGAAACUCAGACUACUUCAAUACUUCAGUACUUUCAAGAUCUUGAAAAAAGUACAAGUUAG
This is a messenger RNA of Dentiscutata heterogama, 222 nucleotides long. The record is from the annotation of a GenBank genome assembly. NCBI's taxonomy places the organism in Eukaryota, Fungi, Glomeromycota, Glomeromycetes, Diversisporales, Gigasporaceae.